Molecule: messenger RNA, 3353 nt
Organism: Coregonus sp. 'balchen'
Lineage: Eukaryota; Metazoa; Chordata; Actinopteri; Salmoniformes; Salmonidae
Source: the annotation of a GenBank genome assembly
AUGGCGGUGACCGUGAAUAGUGGAAAUGCCCCUGUGUCGGACACUCAAGCCUCAACCUCGGCUGAUCGGAGCUAUGAAGGUUCAACAUUUCAGUACAGCAUGCUCCUGGAGCACCUCAUCGGGGAGAAGAGGCCAAUUAAGGAUCUGAAUCCGACCGUUAUGGGGGGUCUUCCCAAUCCCAUGAAAACCGACGACCAGAAGAUGAUCGAACGGGGAAUGGAGAGCUGUGCUUUCAAGGCGGUGUUGGCCUGUGUUGGAGGUUAGCCAGUCUUUCACUAUUGUCGAUGAUAUUACAAAUGUGUCAUGCAUUUGCAUGAGUUACUGUACACUUCAUAGUUGCAACUAGCCUCUAGAUUUGUCCAUCCAUGGACGACCGAGCAAUAGAGGAUAAGUUGCAACGUGCUUGGUGCAUUUGUGUUUUGGGGGUGUAGCUACUGGAAAUAAAUACCCCACGGUGACAGCUGAUUGCAACUAGUAGUUUCUCUCUGCAUGCAGGAGGCCGACUACUUAUAAUGCACACAGUUGUUCCAAAUGAUUGAUCUUUAAUGUGUUGGUAGCUUAGCAAUCUCCCUUGCUGUCUAUGAUAUUGCUCAUUCUCACAAUAAGGUAUACUAGUAACAGUACUAUUUCCAUAGUUGAUGUAGCUAACACAAUCUUGUGACACUGUUUUCUCUAAAGGGUUUGUUCUUGGGGGAGCGUUUGGUGUGUUCACGGCUGGUAUAGACACCAACGUGGGAUUUGACCCCAAAGACCCCAUGAGAACACCCACGGCCAGAGAGGUUCUCAAAGACAUGGGCCAGAGGGGAAUGUCCUACGCCAAAAACUUUGCUGUUAUUGGGGCAAUGUUCUCCUGCACAGAGUGCAUAAUUGAAUCGGUAGGUUGUCUUCUGACGCUUUCUUUUUUUUCUGCUAAAAUGCAUCAGAAAUAAUAAUAUGCUAACUAAGAGAGUAGCAAAGUGAAAGUAGUCUGUUGAUUGUCAGUGGACUGGUGGAACUACAGAUAUAUUGAAACUCAGCACUGGGUCCAUCCUUAUUCUGGCAAGCGUGUAAAUGCAUCACAAGCACGAGACAGCCUGUGAUGUUUAGACAACUUGCGGGACCUUAACGUUGUCUUGCAUAUCAAUCAUCAACAAAUCAUAUGUAAGCACAAACCACAAAAAGUUAUGUUCAACAAAUCAUGGGAACUUUGAUCUUCUAGGCUAAUGGGUGUUGAUGAAAUGAAUACCGUGAACAUGUAAUUGUGGUUUGGAAAAUACCAAAGAGAAUGUGAAAAAUCUGUGGAAAUUAGGUCUUCACGGGUCCAAAAAGUUGGACCCUAUCCGAAAUGUAUCUGUGUCUUUCCCACCUGACCCGAUAUGCAUAAAUAAAUAAACUGAGGCCUGCUUCGAAUGGACCCGAGGACAGUCAGACCCAUUCCGAAAAGGACCAUGCUGGUUCGGAGCCGAGAGACCCGUUCAGAUCUGAGAGUAGGAAGAGCGAGAAAAAUAAACUGCCAGAGCAUCAAUAAAGAGCCAUCAAUAAAUAAGAGAUAUUAGCCAAAUGAUCCACAGUUACGUGUCCUUAACUGCCUACAACAAAUUACAAAAACUAUUUGUUUUGUUUCGAUUUAUAGCAUAUUCAAAACUUUAUAGUCUAUUGUUUUUAUUGGUUUUUACUUUCCUAAAACAAUAAUAGUCUAACUCACGGUUCAGCUGUCGGAGAUUUGAGCGCUAAAUGCAUCAGGGCAUUGCAUGCAUAUAGGCCUAUGUAUGAUAUUAAUAUUUAUAAAAUAUGUUCCCGACAUCGACAUACAUAGGCCUACUUGUCAGAUAGGUUGAUGAUUGAUUAAUGUGUAUUUUCUGUAAUUUAUGUAAUUCAGGACUCAUCUGUAAAAGAGACCUUGGUAUCAGUAUGACUCCCUGAUAAUAUAAAGGUAAAAUAAAAUAGGCUACUACUGCUAUACAGAUAUAGGCGUACAGAAGGAUGCUAAUUUGUUAAUUUUUGAUCCAAAUAUUUUUCAUAUAGAGAAGUAUUAUAUUGUUAGAUUAAAGGAGUAACAUAGGUAGGCCUAAAACAUUCUUCCUCAACUCAAGUUCAACUGUCGGAGUCAGUUGGAGUGCUGGUGCGCACUACCUUCAUAGACCUGCAGUAGCCUAAUAAUUGCCAUACCACACCAAACCUUCACAAAAGUUGCUUAACGUUAUUAGGGUAAAAUCAAAAGUAAGUCAAGUCAUUGUUUAUAGGGAAAAUAGUAGUCUUUCCAUUUCAUGGUUUGAGUGCGAGUAGCAUAGUAUGCCUACCGGUAAUUAUAUUAUAUUGCAGCAAUUUGGCCAAUGAAAAUUGCUCAACAGAAUGAAACCUUAAAAAAAACAAAUGACAGCAAUAGGCUAAUGCUAUUUAUUUUACAACAGGCCUACUUUUAACCUUAAAGUAAAUAUGGAUCACAAAAUAACUUCAUUUAGCCAAUGAAAAUGUCUCAUCAAAGUGAAACAAAACACUUUUUGCAUAGGCUAUUUAAAGAACUGGUUUAGAUUAUUUAAAUAUUAAUUUACAAUACUAAUAAUGACUAAACAACUGGUAAUAAAUACAAAAAUAAACAAAUAAAAGGUAGAAAAUUGCAUCAAACCUGAAUAGCGAGUUUCACAAAGUCCAUUUGUCGCGCCAAUGUUCUUUGUCCACUACAUUAUAAAAACUUGUCCAAUCAACAGUAGCCUAGGCCAAGGCUCCUUUUACUCGCUCCUUCUCCUCGGCAGCAGGCGCACGUGAGGUGAGCAGCCGGAACCAGUUUCAGCUGGACAUAAGCUAUAUAUUUUAUUGAAUUGCAAUUGGCUGACAAAGAUAACAAGCUUGCGCAGUUCUCUUCACACAAACAUUCAAUUAAGAGGAUAGGCCCAAUCGGGUCCAGUCGGUAAAUCAAUUUUAAUUGCACAUUCCUGAGACCUGUGGCAAUUAUAUUAGAACCGACCCAGAUCCGAGACAAAAGUCAGAAUUUAGGGCACGGUCCCGGGUCGGAUCUCGGAAUUUCAGGUCUGUUGAAACUGUGAAGAUAUCUAGUGGAAAUACUGUACUGUGUAUUUGUCGUCAGUCUCAUACUGCCCCCUUGUUGUGUGUAUUUUACAUUACAGCACAGGGGAAAGUCAGACUGGAAGAAUGCUGUCUACAGUGGUUGUGUUACUGGGGGAGCAAUAGGAUUUCGUGGUGAGUUAUCUACUUAAUUUGUCAGUUGAAAUGUCCCAUGCAUUAAUAUCAUUUUGUUGAAAGAUAAUUGUUUCUAGCACUAAUUAUCUCCGUUCUAUCUUAUAGCUGGGGCGAAGGCUGGCGUGCUGGGAUGUGGAGGUUUCGCUGCCUUCUCUGCUGCCAUUGAGUACUAUCUU